Molecule: messenger RNA, 892 nt
Organism: Lycium barbarum (goji berry)
Lineage: Eukaryota; Viridiplantae; Streptophyta; Magnoliopsida; Solanales; Solanaceae
Exons: 1
Coding region: 192-557 (121 amino acids)
Source: RefSeq, a predicted model, not a curated record
GGUCCCAUCCCAUCUACUACUCAUUUCCUCUUUACCAAAAAAGAAGAGAAGGGUGAAACACAACCUAAAAAGCUGAAGUAACAAAAGCUAAAGAUAGUAGGAUAAACACCAUCACACACCAAACCAAAAGCUCAACACAACAAAAGCAAACACCAAAAACACUGCUCACUCUGAUUCAAGAAGUUAGCAACAUGAUAGAUCAAGAACAACAACGCCAUGGACCCCCACAUGGCAUCCUAUUAGCAGUAGUUGUAAUAGCAGUAAUGUUAGUCCCAACACUUCUUGGUGAAAAUGGUGAAGCCAUUACUGACUUCAUUUCAGAGCUUCUUACACCAGUUGGUCUUCUCUUACUCCCCAUUAUCCUACUCCUCACUAUUCAGUUCCUUUCCUCAGAUACUGGCUCAUUCAUUAACAGUAUCUUCUCUACUGGUGAACCUAACUCUAUUCACCGUGUAAGUGGGUCACCUGUUGGUGUUGCCCUUUUUCUUGCACUCACAUUGUUCCUUUUAUACAACCGUGUUAGCAUCUUUGGUGGUGAUGAUGAUUCUGGUGACUGAAGUUUGGUUAGAUCGUUGUUAUUAUUAUUAUUAUUAUUAUUAUUAUUAUUAUUAUUGUGGUUGUCCUUUUUUUUUCCUUUUCUUUCUUUUUUGUUUUGUUUUAUUUGGAGCGUAUAGGUAAAUAGUGAAGGGGUACUAUAGUAUUGUAUGGACGUAGAAAAUAUUGUCCAGCAAUAUAUCCAUGGCAUGUAUGGAGAAGAUCUAGCAUUUUCAAAGCUACACUCAGCCAAAUCGGAUAUGAUUCAAGUCUGAACUAGCUAUAGUCAAGUGCAAGAAUCUCUGUAUUUAUUUUAUUUUAUUAAAAGAUGUUUUAUUCCAAUAUUUUCACUUUCUUA